Messenger RNA from Vitrella brassicaformis, 2373 nucleotides. The record is from the annotation of a GenBank genome assembly. NCBI's taxonomy places the organism in Eukaryota, Vitrellaceae.
CUCGUCUGGCUGGUGAUGUCGGUGAAAUCGAGUGUGAAUGAGUUCAUCGAGGCCAUCGGUUUCGGCCUUGGUCAGAUCGUGGCCAUUCUGUCCGGCGGCGGGGCGUAUCUGGCCGAUGGAGCGGAGGUGCUGGUCCUCGGCGCCAUCAACUACCAUCUGGGACAGGACUUGGGGCUCUCCGGCGUGGCCAUGGCGGCCAUGGUGUCGAUAAUCUUCGUUGGCGUCAUGUGCGGCAACCUCCUUGCCGGCGUCAUUGGCGACCACUAUGGGCGGAAGCUGCCCAUCUUGCUCUCCUACUCGGGCACCGUUUCAUGCUCACUCGUCAGCGUAAGGCAGAGGAACGCGGCGAGAGCAUGCAGCAAAUACCUGAUCCAGUGGCCUUGUGUGUGUGAAUAUGCGAUGGAUGCAGAUAAUGCUGAGUUCGUAUUGGCUGAUGAUGGUCUGUCGCUUUCUUGUGGGAAUCUCCUUUGGGAUCGGAGUGCCCGCGUGGAACUCGCUGUCAGGUGAGAUCAGCCGUCAGACACACCAACGGAUGGAUGGAUGGAUGGAUGGAUGGAUUGUGUGUCGUUGGUCUCUCUCUCGUGAUGGUCAGGCGAGAUCACGCCCAUCAGGUGGCGCCUUCUGGCGCAGUCGAUAAGCCAGUCGCUCUUUUGUUUCGGAGAGAUCUAUGCCGCAUCGACUCUAUGGUUCCUCGACCCUCAGCUGAAGGUUCAGCAGCCCAGUCACAUGUGCAACGUCCAUCGAGGCACAUCUGUGUGUGUCUGUGUCCAUCCAUGCAGCACGCGGACUGGCGCAUCCUCGUGGCAGUGGCGAGCAUCCCGUCCUUCCUCUUUCUCUUCAGUGCCCUGCUGCUGCUGACCGAAUCGCCCCACUUCCUCUACACCCAGAACAAGCUCUCUGCCACCCGGGAUGUGCUGAUGCGGCUGGCGUGGUGGAAUAGGAAGGACAUCGAUGUGCAGUUGCUGCAGGCACCCAUGUCGCCGCUCGUCAGACAGCAAUCGGCCGGAGUCGAUAAGACUUUCAGGGUCAGCCAGCACGGCCAAGAUGGUGUGGGGUGGGCACUCGUCGAUGCGUGUGUGUGUGUGUGGCAGCAAGAGCUGCGGUCUCACUUGAAAAUCAUCUUCUCGCGCAAGUAUUUGUUCUCGACGCUGGUGUGUUGCUUCGUGUGCUACGUGGUGAACACCGGCUUCUACGGGCUUCUGUACGCCCUCCCUCUCACCGUACCGCACAUGGAGCCCAUGGGUGACCCCAGCACACCACACAGCAUCCAUCCCACGCCGGCCGGUCUGUCUCAUGGUUUGUGUCGGUGCCUGCCCUGCUGCAGGGACCACCCCAGCUGGGGCGGUAUUGGGUGCAGCGAUGUUUGAGCUGCUGGGGUACCCGGCAGUCUUUUUCUUCGACACGUUCUGCACCCGGAUAGCUAACAUAGCAUCAUGCUCCCUCUGUGUCGGUGAGACACCGGAUAUGCACACCCAAGAAGACAGAGAGAGAGAGCGAGAGAAUGUCUAAUGUGCAUUUGUCAGGUUUGAGUCUGACGAUAUUCUGCGUGGCGGCCUUCCUGCAUCAGACGACCAUCGCACUCUGGAGCGUAUCAGUGGCCAAGCUGUUCGUUGUCGCAGGUAAGUCAGCCUGACACCAACCUGGCUCCAUCGCUCGGUCGGACUCUCUGUCCCUGUCUGUCUGUGCAGUGUUUGUGACGGUAUAUGUCUACGUGGUUGAGCUGUAUCCCACGAUCUGCCGUACGAUGGGCACCGCCCUCUGCUUCACAGCCGGCCGCCUCGGCGCCAUCUCGUCGCCGCUCACCUUCGAGCUCUUUCGCCUUAUGGUCAUUGGCGAGCGGGAGCCGUCAGUGCCGGGCGAGCCUCACCUAGCUUUCAUGCCCUUCUUCAUCUUGAUUGCGACCUUGAACUUUAUCACGGCCUGUCUGACGGCAUUCCUGCCCUACGAGACGAAAGGCGCUCCGCUGCAGGUCAGUCAGCCAGGAGACGAACAAAGGUGUCUGCCGCAAGCUCAUGUCUCUCGUGUGUCCUGCCUUGCAAACAGGCGUUCCACGAGCCCCACGAAGCCGACGAGCGGCAAGUGCGCCGCGCCAUUGGGUUCAAUGGCGGACAGACAGAUGAGUCAAGAGCCCUCCUGGGGCCGCAUUUCGGCCAUCUGCAGGCGGCGGCACAGCAGCAGCAGCAGCAGCACGCAGACGCAGUCAUUGAGAGGGCGGGAUGAGACUGUGCGUGUCUGUCUGUCUGUCUGCUCGAGUGUGUGGGUGUCUGUUUGCCCGUACGCACGAACGCAUGUGUGUGACUUGGUGUCUGUGUCACUAGACAGUGUGUGUCCACCCACUCAUACGACCCCCCAGUCGCAUUCACAGGAUCUAUC